AGAAUGUUCUUGUUCAACUUACUUCUCGUCUUUUCUUUUAUAGGGUUGCUCCUGCUUCUAACCUGUAUUGGGUGGUGGGUGUACGUUCGUAUUUCACCUUUUCACAUAGCUGUCAAUCGGAUACCAGGACCUAAAAGCUUACCAUUCAUUGGAAAUACUUUAGAUAUAGCUGGUGGGCUCCAAGAUAUUUUGUACAUCUUGCAAGAGAAAUGGCCACAACAGUUCGGAGGAAUAUAUCGAUUUUUUGUUGGUACACACUGCUACGUCACUGUUUCAUCGCCAGAAAUGAUGGAAAUUAUUUUAAGUAGUCAAAAGACGAUCGACAAAGGUUCGUCGUAUGACCAACUAGUACCAUGGCUAGGACAAGGACUUCUCAUUAAUUCCGGGGAUUUGUGGAGAUCGCGACGAAAGAUGUUGACGCCAGCAUUUCAUUUUUCUAUUUUGAAUAGCUUCAUCGAAGUUUUUAAUGAACAGAGCCGCAUUCUCUGCGGAAUUCUAGAUGAUGUGUGCGCGUCUUUUGCGGAAGGAAAAGCGGAAAUAGACGUCUACCCGUUUCUCACUAAAUGUUCUCUGGAUAUUAUUUGUGAAACUACAAUGGGGACAAGAAUCAAUGCACAGACAGAAGAUUCUGAUUAUGUCAAUGCAGUUUAUAGGAUUGGGCGUUUAUUGGUAGAACGAUUUCAAAAUCCCUUCAUGAGGAAUCCGACCAUUUUCUCAUUUACGGCUUUAGGAAAAGAACAUGAGCGACUGCUGAAAACUCUUCACGGAUUCACGGAGAGCGUGAUCCACAACAGGCGAGAAGUCUUAAGCCAGAAAAUCAAUGACGAAAUCGACCAUACGGAAACAGGAAUUAAAAAUCGAUUGCCGCUUCUCGAUUUGUUACUGAAGGCUUCGAAUAAUGGGGAGGUCCUUUCUUCGCAGGAUAUUCGAAAUGAAAUUGAUACCUUUAUGGUUGAGGGGCAUGACACCACUGCUUCCCUGUUAGGAUGGUUUUUGUAUUCCAUGGCAGCCAACCCGGAUUGUCAAAAGAAGGUUUGGAAUGAACUUCAAAGCACAUUCGGAGAUUCGGAAAGAUAUUUCAAACAACAAGAUAUUUCUAACCUGAAAUACUUAGAAUGUUGCAUCAAGGAAACAUUGCGAAUAUAUCCUAGUGUUCCAGGGGUUGAAAGAACAGUUGUAGAAGACAUUCAGCUUGGCGAAUAUUUGGUACCGGCGGGAUGCACUCUGGGAUUGUUAGUUUACGCAGCUCAUCGAAAUCCGAAAUUCUUUCCCGAUCCUUUGGUUUUCAACCCAGAACGUUUUUUUCCGGAUGAGGCAAUCGGACGACAUCCAUACGCCUACGUGCCAUUCAGUGCUGGACCUCGUAAUUGCAUCGGGCAAAGAUUUGCGUUGCUAGAGAGCAAGACGGUUCUGUCCACACUUCUAAGACGUUUCAAAUUUGAAAUUGCACCUAACGCCAAGCAACCUAUUCUUUCAGAUAAUCUAAUUCUGAAAUCCAUGAAUGGGAUAAAUUUACUUGUAUCCCGUCGUUGAAAUACCGCUUGCGAAGACUAAGUAUACCAAAGUUUUAUUAAGAGAGGGCUCCGCACAGCAGACUACAAUUAUUGGCAAUUACCCAGAACAGGACAUGUACUCAAGCCGUAAGCUUGUGCGACGUUUUUCUGUUGAUUUGGUAACGAAUUCAAACUAGAAUUUUGUAAUGCUUUUAAAAUUAGGAUCUUUCAUGCUUUGCAGCAACAAAUAAAAAAUUGCUAUAUAUUUUUUUAACAGCUACAAAUGGCUGGCAUAUUCUUUCAUUCUUGUAAGCAGUUGAAUUUAAUUAUAAUGUCACCCCUUUA
Daphnia carinata is the source of this 1838-nucleotide messenger RNA. RefSeq names its product cytochrome P450 4C1-like. Gene Ontology annotation, molecular function: heme binding; oxidoreductase activity, acting on paired donors, with incorporation or reduction of molecular oxygen; iron ion binding. Lineage: Eukaryota; Metazoa; Arthropoda; Branchiopoda; Diplostraca; Daphniidae. The transcript has 13 exons. The record is from RefSeq and is a predicted model, not a curated record. Bases 4 to 1533 code for a protein of 509 amino acids.